Penicillium argentinense is the source of this 2667-nucleotide messenger RNA. RefSeq names its product tRNA (cytosine-C5-)-methyltransferase. The record is from RefSeq and is a predicted model, not a curated record. Gene Ontology annotation, molecular function: tRNA binding; tRNA (cytidine-N5)-methyltransferase activity. Gene Ontology annotation, cellular component: cytoplasm; nucleus. The coding region runs from base 1 to 2667 and encodes 888 amino acids. Gene Ontology annotation, biological process: tRNA methylation. NCBI's taxonomy places the organism in Eukaryota, Fungi, Ascomycota, Eurotiomycetes, Eurotiales, Aspergillaceae. The transcript has 4 exons.
AUGGGAAAACGCGGCGGCAGAAAGUUCAACCGCGGUGGUCGAGGCGGCGGCGGCGACGGCCGCUCGCGCUCCAACUGGCAGGACAUUCCCAGGACCAACGAGAAGCUCGAGCGCUACUACAAUGAGCUGGCCAUUGUACCCGAGUCCGAGAAGGAGGAGUUCUGGGCUGCGAUCCGAAGGGACCUGCCCAACAGCUUCCGUUUCACUGGCUCUCGUGGACAUGCGCUUGCCGUGCAGGAGCGUCUCAAAAAUUUCUACAUUCCCGAAAUCACCUCGAUCAAGUAUGAGGGUGAAUUCGUCGAGCCCCCACGCCCGGUCGAUUGGUACCCAGACCAGCUUGCCUGGGCCAUGACCACUCCCAAGCAGGUCAUUCGACGAUUCGCCCCCUUCUCCUCGUUCCAGAAAUUCCUCGUGGCUGAGACCGACGUCGGAAACAUCAGUCGCCAAGAAGUCGUUAGCAUGAUCCCACCUCUUCUUAUCGACGCUCGCCCUGGCAUGACUGUGCUCGACAUGUGCGCUGCUCCCGGUAGCAAGUCUGCUCAGUUGAUGGAGCUGCUUCACACCGGCGAGGAAGAAUCCAUUUUGGAGGUUGGCAAGAAGGUGCGCGAGGGCACUGCUGGACCCGAGCCAUUGGGGCCCGAGGGUCUGAACGACGACGGCCGCACCACUGGCCUGCUGAUCUGCAACGACGCCGACUACAAGCGCGCUCACAUGCUUAUCCACCAAUUGAAACGUCUCAGCUCGCCGAACCUCAUUGUCACGAACCACGAUGCCACGAUGUACCCGUCUAUCAAGCUGCCGCCUCUUCCCGCCGAGGAGGGCAAGCGCCAGAUGAACCGUUACCUGAAGUUCGACCGCAUUCUUGCCGAUGUUCCUUGCUCUGGUGAUGGAACUCCCCGAAAGAACGUCAGCGUCUGGAAGGACUGGAACCCUGCCAAUGCUCUUGGCCUCUACGUUACCCAGGCUCGCAUCUUGGUCCGUGCCCUUCAGAUGCUGAAGGUUGGUGGACGUGUGGUCUACUCCACUUGCAGUUUGAACCCUGUUGAGAAUGAGGCUGUCAUCGCCAGCGCCAUUGAACGCUGUGGUGGAUCGGUUAACGUCAAGAUCAUUGACUGCAGCAAGGAGUUGCCUGGUUUGAAGCGCGCUCCCGGAAUGAAGGAUUGGAAGGUCAUGGACCGCGAGGGUCGCAUCUGGAACUCCUGGAAGGAGAUCGAGGAGCAUAAGGAGAAAGAAGGCACCGACGGUCUUGCCCGUCUUGCCGAGGGCAUGUUCCCUCCCACUGGCGGUGAAGACUUGCCCCUCGAGCACUGCAUGCGUGUCUAUCCCCACCACCAAGACACCGGUGGCUUCUUCAUCACAGUUCUUGAGAAGAAACACGAGAUUCGCGCUAAGCCCGAAAACACUGCCAACAUCAUCCCUAAGGCCUCCGUCGCUGCUCUUACCGAUGAGCUUGAUGCCCGGAAGAAUGAGACCAGCGAGCCAUACAAGAAGCUCGAGGCACUAGAUGAUCUCGUGGUCCCGGACCAGGAGGCUGCUGAAGAGGCUGCAAAAAACGCGACUGUCGCCGAGGCCUCCCACCAGCCGCCUUACUCAGUCACCCUGGAUGCUUCCAACCCGGAGUCCCCCACUAAGCGCAACGCGGAUGACUUUGAGGAGGAACUUCCUGCCAAGCGAGCUAAACUCGAGGAUGGUUCCGAGGUGCUGAUUGGUGACCGUCCAAUCCACAAGCCCGCGCCUUUGGUCGUCGAGGUUUCGGAGAGCAAUGCUUCUGCAUCUGGUGCAACCCCCGCAUCUGCUGCAACCCCUGCAUCUGGCGCAACUCCCGCACAGCCUGCACCGGCUCCUCUGGAACAGCCUGUGAAGAAGAAGGGCGGCCACCAGGAAGACCCUUACAAGUACUUGGAUCCUAACCACGAGGAACUGCAACCUAUCUACAACUUCUACGAGCUUUCCGAGCGAUUCCCACGAGACCGAUGGAUGGUGCGCAAUGCCGAAGGUCUCCCUACCCGCACUGUCUACUACACCAGUGCACUGGCACGAGACAUCCUCCAAAGCAAUGAGGGCUCCGGCAUGAAGUUCGUGCACUGUGGUGUGAAGAUGUUUGUGAAGCAGGACGCUCAGCGUGACAAUGUCUGCCGCUGGCGUAUCCAAACAGAUGGUCUUCCGAUCAUCGAGCCUUGGCUGGGGCCUUCUCGCUCUGUUACUCUGACCAAGCGCGAGACUCUGCGCAAGCUUCUGGUGGAGAUGUUCCCCAAGGUCAACGAUGAUGGUUGGAAGAGCCUGGGCGAAAUUGGCGAGCAAGUCAAGGACAUUCCCAUGGGCUGUAGUAUUCUGCACGUUGAGCCCACCGGCCAGGAAGAUGGUCUCCCUGAGCGCAUGGUGCUGCCUCUUUGGCGAUCUCUCCACUCCCUGAACCUCAUGCUUCCCAAGGAGGAGCGGCGUGCUAUGCUGCUGCGUAUUUUCAACGACGACACUCCGCUUAUCAACACCACCCUGAAGAAGCCCACGUCUCCCGCUGUAGCGCUCCAGUCCACCGCUGCGGCGGAGGAUGCCGCGGUGCAGAACGAGAGCGCUCAGCUGGGUGAAGUUGAGCAGGAACACACCAAUGCGCGUGAAACCUACACCAAGGCGGGCGAUGAGGAAGACCGUUUUAACACCACUGUUUAA